UCGAAUUCUACAACUUUGAGAACCAUCACAAAGUGCCAUGGCCUCUUUUGGUAGAACCAUCUUUUUUUCCCACUUACUAUUGCUCUUACUCCUUUCUUUGGCAAUCCAACCACAUGCUACUAGAGAGAGCAAGUUCUUUACUAAGCUCACUCAUUAUCUUUCCAAUUCACCAGCCCCAGCCCCAGCCCCAGCCCCAGUAUUGGUACCGGGGCUGGAUUCGAUGCCGCUGAGUCCAACACCAGCCCCAACACCUGCUGAGAAAGAAUAUGGUUAUGGUCUUUAUGGUCAAGAGUCGGGUGAGUAUUCUUCUGAGGAAUAUCGCACCUCGACCCUAGAUCAGGGUUUGAACAAUGAAAUGCCUAAAGAUGAUGAGUUUGAAAAAGGGUCUACUCAAUUUGAGAAGUUGUUAGAUAGUAAUAACAAUGGCUACAAUAAUAAUGAUAAUGCUUAUAACAAUAACUAUAAUGACAAUGGAAACCGAUUCUCAAGCUCCAUGGAUGAGAACAUAAAUGGCUACACAACCGGUAGGUACAACAACGACAACAAUGGAUAUAGCUACAAUCAAAACAACAAUGACAAUUAUAACACCAUGAGGUUCGGUAAUGAGAACAAUGGCAAUGAAUUCAUGAGCUCGAACGAGGAAAACCACGCCUACAACAACAACAAUGGGUACGUAAUGGAGCAACAAGGAUUGAGUGACACGAGAUUUUUGGAGAAUGGAAAGUAUUCUUUGGGUGCAAACAACAAUGGGAACUACCAAGAAACUAGUUAUGAUGAAGAAGUGAAUGAUAAUGGUACUCAAGGGUAUUACAAUAGGAAUGCUAAUGAAAAAUCAAAAUAUGAGUUUGACACUAUAGAAGAGUAUGAAAGGCAACAGGGGUAUCCAGAAAUUGACCCAAAAGGAUAUGUGCCUUAGGAAAUUAAGAUUUAAGAAUCACUAGUCUCUAUAAGUUAAGUAAUAAGUAGCAUAAUUUCAAAGCCAAUUGGAUGGUUAAAGAUAAUAGAAUGAAAAAGAGAAUUCAAAGUUA
Messenger RNA from Erigeron canadensis, 1028 nucleotides. RefSeq names its product homeobox protein 2. The record is from RefSeq and is a predicted model, not a curated record. NCBI's taxonomy places the organism in Eukaryota, Viridiplantae, Streptophyta, Magnoliopsida, Asterales, Asteraceae. Bases 38 to 916 code for a protein of 292 amino acids. The transcript has a single exon.